Messenger RNA from Echinostoma caproni, 1836 nucleotides. The record is from the annotation of a GenBank genome assembly. Lineage: Eukaryota; Metazoa; Platyhelminthes; Trematoda; Plagiorchiida; Echinostomatidae.
CGAGCACCCAAAGUUGGCCAUUUCGAGUUCGACCACGUACAUCCUGGUGAAUAUCGUCUCACCAUUCUCUUCCACGAGAAAGAUGCUGUUCUGGCCAUGGAUGGAUGGUGCUGGUCUCCAGUGGACCAAAAUACCCGAGAGGAGAGCACAAGUUCUCGCCUGAUACGUGUUUCUCAAACCGAUUUGACAUGGAAGGAAGAACCGGCACUCAGUUUUAUUCAGUCUGGAUUCGCCUUACGUGUGCACUAUGAUUUGCCGACUGCAAUUUUGCCCACUUCCCAACCGGAUCUAAUCUUGUCGUCCACAAGUGAAGAAUUGUCCGAGGCACAAAACACUAGCAAGUCCGUUACCCAGUUGUAUUGGAAACUGACGGAGCGUGCGACCAAGAUUUGUCUUCCUUCGGCCGCUGCACUGUACAACCUCGAUGCUACCAGUUCUUGUGUCCAGCUCGAUCAGCCCUCGUUGACCCAGAUUUUGCCCGGUCGUGACUGCGCUCCAAUCCUCGCCCGAAGUCCUCUAGUCCGUGUCGGGGUUGCACGAGUGCCUGUGCUCAUUCAGUUGACCUAUCAACACCCCUAUGUCUCGACCGAUCGAACCGUCCUGACCAAGAACCCAAUCCGAGUGGAUGUGACGCAACCGGCUGAUUCGUCGAACGCAGGAAGAACAGAGAAAAUUUCCGCUCAUUGGUCUAACUCGCAGCCAACCGAUUCGCCUCCGGUUGCUCAGGCGGUUGCCUGGAUCGAUGUUUAUCAAUCUGUUCACAUCAAACCGCAUGCAGCCAAAGCAAUUCCCGGUAGAUGGUUCUACACGUACUUGAUUCGCACGGAUCCGGUCACUUUGAAUGCAUCCGUCCCCGCUGAGAGCGUCGUGGAACCGCCGACACCACAAUUGUUCACAUUUGUUCACUCGACUACUUCACCCCCGGCGGCCACAGCGACCGCGCCAAAGACUCCAACGGAUUUCACACGUUGCAGCUCGUUGUUCCACACGGAUCUCACAGUUCAGUUCACAUUGGAUUUGGGUGUGACACUUUUCGGAGAGACACAUCCGAUUGUGCAAAAGGCCGAGGUGAAACUAUUCGCGAAGUCCACUCGGCUCCCUGGGGAUUCAUCCAUUCCUCUGACGACCGAACCACUUCUCCCUAUUCACCCAACUGGAACGAGUAGCACAGGAUCCCGAGUACAGUCCGCGGAAGUGGAUGUGAAUCAAACCACCGGCGCCGGUGGCGUGAAUUCCGAACCGCCUCGUCCGAUCGAGAUUGUGAUCACCGAUCUGGAUGGGACUUUCCUGUUCGGCCCAGUCCCCAUUCCCCCACAGUUGGUAUCAGACCAGUCCGGAUCACCACCAGCUCUCUAUCGUUUGCCCACAGAUCCAACCGAAUGGUUCACAGUCGAGUUGAGCAAACCUGGAUAUGAGUUUACAGCACUGAAGCGGGUCCCGUCCGGUUCAUCCUCCCCGACCGCAUCCAAUUGGCGAUUUAAAGCAACCAAACUGUCCCUGGUGGAGGUUGUAGUGCGUCACGCAGACGAACGGGCCACAUCCGACCGGGCCUCUGAGAUUCCUCUACAAGGUGUUUUGGUUUCCAUCAUUGGUGAGGGUCAUCGAGGCAAUGAAUUUACCGAUAAAUCUGGUCUGGCCCAUUUUGUUGGACUUGCACCUGGUCAAUACUAUCUCCGUCCGAUGAUGAAAGAGUACUUCUUUACCGUGAUCAAACCGAAAGCGGAACAGGCUGGUCACGCGAGUCCAAUCACCGUGUCCGAAGGUGUCACUGUACGAGUCGAAGUGAUGGCCAAACGUGUUGCGUUCUCACUCUCCGGAUUGGUGAGUUGGAGCUGA